AUGAAUGUAUCUGCUGAUACAACUGGUGAGAAGAUUGCUCUGAAUAUGACAGUAACCACUGGUAUUGUAGGAGCUAGUAAACAUACAUCAGAGAUGUUUGUGUUACAAGACUACGGCCAUAAGAUGCAGUAUGUUGUCGAGAAAGGGAUGUGCACAAAAUCAGCAAUGCAAGGUCCAUUUACAUUCAACUGUGUUCCAAAUAAUGCAACUGUUGUUAUGAAGACGACGGUUGGGUCAGACCAUACACCAGGAACAAUCUUUAAGAUACCGUUUGGCAGUAUUGGAGACGGUUAUUUAACUAUUACAGAUGAUGACUGUAUCCCUGUUCUAUACCAGGUCACUGCUAAUAUCAAUGGAAUGCAGACAAUGGAAUCAGUUGGUAUAUAUGAUGUCAAACAAGGAAUAAAGACAUGUCAGUGUUCACUAUUCCAAAAAUAUGUCGUACUCCAGGAACGGUUAUUAACGUUAACAGACCCCAGAUCAAAGUUGGAUUUUAGUUGAAUGACCAAGCAAGUCAUUAAAGAGUACGAAGGGUUAUCGACAUGGUUUCUGUGUGACAGUAAAUAAAUAUAAAGUAGUAUAUAAACAUCCUACUUAUUCUGUUGAUAAUUUCUGAAAAGAAUUUUGUGAU
Mytilus californianus (California mussel) is the source of this 631-nucleotide messenger RNA. RefSeq lists its product as uncharacterized. Gene Ontology annotation, biological process: cell-matrix adhesion. The record is from RefSeq and is a predicted model, not a curated record. The transcript is spliced from 5 exons. Gene Ontology annotation, cellular component: lysosome; extracellular region. Gene Ontology annotation, molecular function: calcium ion binding. NCBI's taxonomy places the organism in Eukaryota, Metazoa, Mollusca, Bivalvia, Mytilida, Mytilidae. Bases 1 to 501 code for a protein of 166 amino acids.